Anguilla anguilla (European eel) is the source of this 2704-nucleotide messenger RNA. RefSeq names its product ciliary neurotrophic factor receptor subunit alpha-like. Gene Ontology annotation, molecular function: cytokine receptor activity; cytokine binding. Gene Ontology annotation, cellular component: membrane; external side of plasma membrane; signaling receptor complex. The transcript is spliced from 8 exons. Gene Ontology annotation, biological process: cytokine-mediated signaling pathway. Bases 77 to 1156 code for a protein of 359 amino acids. The record is from RefSeq and is a predicted model, not a curated record. NCBI's taxonomy places the organism in Eukaryota, Metazoa, Chordata, Actinopteri, Anguilliformes, Anguillidae.
UCUGCUCCUGCCCCCCCCCGCACUCGCCCCGCUGAAGCCGGACGCUAACGCUAACCGGCGCGUUUGUCCUCCACAGAUGGCCAACGUCGUCACCUCGGUGUGCUGCGUGGUGCUCGCCGCGGUGGUGGUGGUGAUCGCACAGAGGCGCAGCCAGCAAGGAGCGCGGGUGCAGUACGAGCGCAUGGGCAGUGACGUCACCAUGCAGUGCGGCUCGCUGGGCAGCGACGCCUCGGCCACCUGGAAGGUGAACGGGACGGACGUGCGGGCGCGGCAGGUGCAGGACGGCCCGCGGCUGGUCCUGAUGGAGGUCAACCUGAGCAGCAACGGGCUGUACAGCUGCUUCCAGAACCCCGACGGGGAGAGGCGGGACCAGAUCAUCCUGCGCGUGGGGACGCCCCCUAAGGAGCCGGUUGUGAUGUGCCGCUCGAACACGUACCCGAAGGGCUUCUACUGCAGCUGGCACCUCCUGGACCCCACCUACAUCCCCACAGACUUCGACGUCCACGUCAAACAUAAUCAGAGAUCCCUGGAGGUCCAAAAGGACGCCGUGCACAAGAACCGGUGUCACGUGAGGUUCCCGGAACUCUUCUCCACCUUCAAAUACCGGGUGAACGUCACGGCAGUGAACGCGCUCGGCAAGGCGUCCAGCGCCAUCACCUUCGAUGACUUUGCCAUCGUCAAACCCGACCCGCCUGAGAAGGUGGUUGCCGCACCCGUCCCAAACAAUGUCCGCCGUUUGGAAGUGACCUGGAACAGCCCGUCCACGUGGCCCGACGUGGAGAACUUCCCCCUCAAGUACUUCCUGCGCUACAGGCCCCUGAUCCGGGAACAGUGGCAACAUGUGGAGCUCUCAGACAGCACCUCUCACACCAUCACAGAUGCCAUCGCAGGUAAAGAGUACAUCAUCCAGGUGGCAGCCAAGGACACGGAGAUCGGCACGUGGAGCGAUUGGAGCGUGGCCAUCCAUGCCACGCCCUGGAUGGACGAGCCCAAGCAGGUCAUCUCCACCACCGAGGCAGAGGGCAUUGUGGAGACGAGCCCAUCUCCGGCGCCGCCGUCUCCGAAGCCGCGGUUAGGGGUCUCAGCGGGCGCCUGCUCGCCGCUCCUGUGGUCCGCCCCCCUGCUCCUGCCGUCCGUCCUGCUGUCCCUCCUGUGAGAUCUAUGAUGCAUUCCUGUGAAAGAAAUUGUGGAGUCUUCUAUUUAGAUUUUGCACUUGUUUAAAUGGAUAUUGUGCAUUGAUGCUUUAAUUCAUGUUCCCCCAAAGAAAAGGAGAGAGGAAACACUCAAACAAAAGACAAAAAAACAACAACAACAACAACAAAAGCGCCACACAGACACAGGAUGUAGAACCAAAGGGAAGUGAAGGAUUCUGGGACCUGUGCCGCUGACCCUGCGGUGUACCUGUUCGGCCGUAGGAGGAGGAAUUUGUCGUCAUCUUUUCGUUGUUUUGUUUCUGGAUUAGGGACGGCGUUUCGAAUCAUCGUUUUUCCCAUCUCCGUGCAGCUAUGUCAUCAUGCCAAAGACUCGUCCUGGAAAUUACUUCCCACAAUCUUUUGCUUCCCGCAGCCUGUGCCUGUGUGUGGAGGAUUAACCCUGCCGUGCGAUCUCCAGGAACUCUCAGAGACCAACAGAGAACCAAGAUCACAUCCUGGAGCGUCAACUAACAUUUUGGGGGAAAAUAAUAAUGUAUUUCAUAACCUUUCCCAUUUUGUAUACAGUCAUAAUCUGAAGUGCAUACUUCACGUUCCCUUGACUAUGAUUCUAUUGGAGACCACAAAAAUGUAAAUGUAUUUUUACACUGACAAGAUUCCUGAUUUUGUCUCUGCUGUUAAGGCCUUAAAGUCACACAAAUAAACACUUCAUCAUUCUUAAAGAGGGAGCAGAAAAUUAACAUGUAUAUCUGUUUAUAUGGUACAUUUUUUAUGUAACUCACAUAGUGCAAACUCAUUUAGAAACCAGUCCCACUGCCCUGGGGUAUUUUAAGUUAAUGUUCAAAUUCUGCAUUUAAUAACAGGAAAUUAAAGUUAUGCAAAAGCAUAUGAGACCAGUGUAAUUACAGAACAAUGUGGAAAAUAAUACUGUUAUAUUAAAAAGAACCCAUUUCAUUAAUCUAUGAAUAGCCUUUCUUUGUACUGGUAUCCAACAGAGUUUUUAAAGUGCAUUGGAAUGUCACAUUUAUUUCUCCUGCUUUUCAUGAGGGUUAUAGUUUUAAGAAGCAAUUAUGUUUGUCAAUCCAUAAUUAAUAAGCUCAAAGUAAAAAUGCAAACUCUUGGACUUUUAACAUAGUGUCAAAUUUAGAGGUUUUAUUCAAUUGCCUUUUUACUUUUUAUUUCAACUUGAAAUAAAAAAGGAUGUAAGUUUGGACAAAAUCUAAUCAUGCCUUAGAUGGUUUAAAGUUGGCCUAACUUAGUUCACAUUAUUUUUUUAUUUUUGCAAACCUCAAAAGCUAAAAAAAAUAAUUUUAUGUUUCUUAUUUUCUAAUUAAAUUACGUCUGUGAGCUUAGAUUUACAGAUACACACAUAUUUGCUUAAUUCCCCCAGUCAUAUUUUGUAAACUAUGAUAUGUAUCUUUAACAUGAAAAGUUUAUUAUUUAAUAAUGUAUGUAUUAGCUUUAGAUUCUUGUAACCUGUAUCUGGGUUUUUUUUAAAUAAAUGUAUAUAAACAGAGAAGUUGUUCAUUAAAUGUGACCAUUUCACAAUGAAA